Amaranthus tricolor (Joseph's coat) is the source of this 4380-nucleotide messenger RNA. RefSeq names its product zinc finger BED domain-containing protein RICESLEEPER 2-like. Gene Ontology annotation, molecular function: DNA binding. The coding region runs from base 2483 to 3376 and encodes 297 amino acids. NCBI's taxonomy places the organism in Eukaryota, Viridiplantae, Streptophyta, Magnoliopsida, Caryophyllales, Amaranthaceae. The transcript is spliced from 2 exons. The record is from RefSeq and is a predicted model, not a curated record.
UCAUGCCCAACAAUUAGGGCAGUCGAAGAAACCCUAGUUUCUUCACCGUCAUAGCCGCACACACUCAUAGUCGCACAAAGCAAAACCCUAGUUCCUCUACCGUUUUUGCAUCAUCUUCUUCGUGAGAGCCUUCAUUGACAAAAGCCCUACCGAAAAUGUAGAGUUGUUCAAGGUUGUCAAUCAUGUUUAUCACAAAAUCAGUCCUCAUUGAAACUGCGUUGUUCUGUCCAUCUUCAUCAUCCGUGUUGUGUUCUAUCCAUCAUCUUUGUUGGAUUCUAGAUCUAUUGUUGAUUAAAAAUCCAGAAUAUCAUCUCUAGUUCCAAAUUCAUCAUCUGUUCUAGGUCUUGCAAAUAGUCCUUCGUCAUCUUCUCCUCCCUUAACCACCAUUAGUGAGUUGAGAAGCUUAAUGAAUUUGUUUACAAUUUUCAUGUCAAUUUAACUGGAAAUUUCACUAAUCAUAUGUUUUGAUGAGGAGUUGUGCACCCAGUAGAAGAUGUGAACUAACAUUUCAUUUUUGUUUUUAAAUUAUAACAGUCUUUUUAAUCAAUUUGUUUGUUUUUUUAUUUGCUUUUAUAUGGGUUUCUGAUUUAGGUUUCUCAUUUUAUUUAUUUUGAUGUGUUUCGAAAGGUUGUUGUAAAUUAAUCGCAAGAAUCAAGUUCAAUUUCUUCUUUCUACCCGCUUACUCCAUUUAUCAUUUAAUUGAAGUUUAAUUAAUACCCAAAAUAAAUAAUUUGGUGUUUUUUUUCUUGAUUUUGUCUGACUAAUUUAUUCGUAUCUCGAUGAGAUCUUGAUUGCUUGAAUGAAUUUUGGUAAUCUGAAUAUGGUUUGAUUUGGGUCUUUAAUAGCUUUUUUCUCUUGAGCACUAUGUGGUGUACUAGUGUUGGUUUUCAUUUUAAUAGAUCUUAAUUGGUCUUAUUCUUAGACUUUUUUUGGCUAUGAAAUUUCAUUUGCUAUGUCUGCUUGAAUUAUUAAGCUUCAAAAGGUGUGUGCCUCACUUAGGUGAAUCUGCUAUGAUGUUUUUUGGGAAUAUUAAAUACUAAAUUGGGAUAUUAAAUUAUGUGCACUUCUAGGAUCGAGAUAAAUAUAUCCACACUACGUUGUGAGGUGUGACUCUUGAAGAUAAUAUGCGUUUUAUCAAGGCAUUUGCAAUGUUAUCAUAUUUUGUUUACAAAGAGCGUUAUUGGUUUAGACGUCUGAAAUUAGUGUAUGACUUUGUUGUAGUGACAAUAUCCCUUAGGUAUGUGUCAUGUGUGGUCGUGUACCUUAUUGACAUUAUUUUUGAUUCUCCAACCUUAUUGACAAUAUCCCUAGUAUUGAGUUUUGCUUCAAGAACAGAAAUUAGUGUAUGAUUUUGUUCAAACAAUGUUCAAUACUUCUUUUGAAAUUAGAAGAUGGUUUUGAAUUUGUUCAAUCCCUCAUUCUUAAUUGUAGGAAGAUGAAUGCUAAUGAGGCAAAUGAAGCUAAUGGUUUUGAAUUUGAUAAUAUUUCUAACACGGGUAAUUUGUUAAUCUAAUGGUUCAAGUACCUUAUAUGUUUUGUGUACUUUAUCAUUGUUUUGCAUUGUGUUCAAUAUUGAGAUAGAUUACUAGCAUGUGUAUUACUUUUGUUGAAAUUAAAAGCGUUUGAAGAGUUACAAAUGAUUGAACAACAACGACAAGAUGAGUUACUAAUAUCCUAACAAACUAAUGUAUCCACUCCAAGGAAUGUGAACUCGAACCCUAGACAAGUUGUCCAAUGUCCUAUUCGUCCACCAAAACGUGCAAAAACUAGUAGAGGAAGAGGUGGAAUUUCUUUAGCUGGAGGUCGAAGGCGAACUAGAACAGAGUUUCAGAAGGAUAUUGAAGGACUUGGAAAGCGUACCUCACCAUUUUGGGAUCAUUUUACCAUAGUGGCCGAGAAGGAUGAUAACAAUGUUGUUAUUUCAUUACAUGUUGUUUAUCGCCAUUGUAAGAAUACUGACUAUAGAGCCGAAGGUCACUAUGGAACCUCCAAUUGUAGAAAUCACCUCAAGACUUGUGAACCUUACCAAGAAUGGCUUGCUAAAAAUGGUGAUCUCAUUGGUGAUUUUAAUCAAAGAAAAUAUUGUUCUCUUUUUGCAGAGGCCAUUAUGUACCAUGGAUACCCCUUAAGCAUGGUUGAGCACAAAUUCACAAGGAAAUUGCAUCUUUACUUGAAUCCAAAGGUGAAGAACAUAUCUCGAUCCACAUUCACUCGAUGGUGCAUGAGGAAAAACUCUAAGUUAAGGAAAAUAUUAUUUGAAACUUUGAAGGAUUUAGAUAGCAAGGUGUCAUUGACAUGUGACAUUUGGACAGCUUGCACAUCUCGUGGAUACUUGACUUUAACGGCUCAUUAUAUUGACAAGGACUGGUGUUUGAAGUUGAAAGUUCUUAAUUUUCGUCAUUUCCCUCCCCCACACACUGUUCAUGCGAUUUAUGAGCUUGUUUAUGCAAUGAUCAAGGAUUAGGGUCUUGAAUCAAAGGUUAUGUGCAUGACUAUUGACAAUGCAACCAAUAAUGAUUCCAUGAUCCCCUUUUUACAAGAAUACUUAAAUGGCCAUUCGUCUUUUCCAUGUCAUGGUGCACAUUUUCAUAUUCGUUGUGCGGCGCACAUUUUGAAUUUUAUUGUUAAAGAUGGAUUAAAAGCAAUUGAUCCUGCUGUCAAACUCGUGCGUGAUAAUGUCAAGUACAUUGAUUCAUCCGAGGCAAGGAUGAUUAGGUUUAGAGAUUUUGUAUCUCAGAUAGAAAAACCUUCUUCGCUGAAAUUAUGGUUGGAUGUUGUAACGAGAUGGAACUCUACAUAUCUAAUGUUGAAGCGAGCUCUUGACUAUAGAGUUGUGGUGAAUCGCUUUGGUAGUACUAACCCUGACUACACCUUGAAGCUCACUGAUUGUGAGUGGGAAUCUGUUGAAAACAUGGCUUCUAUUCUUCAACCUUUCUAUGAAAUGACUAAUCUUUUCUCUGGGUCAGAUUAUCCCACUGCAAAUCUAUAUUUUGAACAAGUUUGUAAGGCAAAAUACCACCUACGACGUGCUUGUGAAAGUGAGGAUACUUGCAUUAGAGGGAUGGGAAAUGAGAUGUUUGAGAAGUUGGAGAAAUAUUGGGGCGAGUCCUUUUUAAUUUUGUCUAUUGCUACGGUGUUUGACCCUAGGCAUAAGAUUCCAUUUCUAAAACAUCAUUUUAGAAAGGUUUAUCAAUCUGAGGAUGAGAUUUAUCAAAAAAUUGUGAGGGUUUGCUCUGGACUUGUCAAUCUUUUCAAUGAUUACAAGUUUACACUUACUUUAUCGACUAAAGCUCAUCAAGCUUCUAAUUCUGAAGAUCUUGCAUCAGUUGGUUCAUGCUCUCGUGAUUUUGAUGGCUAUAAGGUAUGUAUUAUUUAAUUUUAAACUCCUUUUAACAAUAUAUUUAUUAUUAUUAAUAUUUUAUCUCAAUAAGUUUGUCUUUCCAUUAUAAUAUUUUUACUAUUAAUAAGUUUCAUAUGUUUUAUCGUUUGUUUACAAAGUUUUGAAGGUUUUCAAGAACUACUUUUUUCUUCAAAUACUUUAUCGGAAGUGGAAAAAUUCCUUGAAUCACCUUUGCACAUGCAUGGUGAUUAGAAAUUUGAUAUUUUGUUGUAUUGGAAAGACCAACAAGCUACUUACCCAAUUAUGUCUAAAAUAGCUAAAGACAUAUUGGCUAUCCCAAUAACCACAGUUACAUCCGAAUUAACUUUUUUUAUGGGAGGAAGAAUUUUGAAUAGAUGGAGAGCAUCCCUUUUAUCAAGACAUGUUGAAGCCUUGAUUUUAACUCGUAAUUGGUUGUUUGGAUAAGAAGAAGAACCUGAUGAAGUAGGAUUAGUUGUUGGCAAUGACUUAGCCCCCGAUGUAGAAUCGCAUGCUAAGGGAGAUCAGGGUCCAAGUGGAUCUGAUUGAAAUAUGGUACCACAAGCAAAGCAGUAGUACGUGAGAGAUUUUGGUGCUCGUUGUCAACUUUUAUAUUUUGUUUUGAAGAAAGUGUUUAAUGGUGGACAUACUCACGUACAUUUGAUGGAUGAUACUUUUAUGGUGGAUAUAUAACUAUUUAUAGUUGCUGAUUGAAUGUUAAUUUUUAGGGUUAAAAACUUGAUAUUUGUUUAUUUAAAUUUGGUGGAUGUAUAAGUGAUGGAUGUAAAUUUUAGGGGUUAAAAUCUUAAUAUUUGUAUAUUUAAAUUUGGUGGAUGUAUAAGUGAUGGAUGUAAAUUUUUGGGGUUUAAAGCUUGAAGAAUUGGUGGAUUACUAACAUGAAAUAUAUAAUUAGCAAUAGAAAGCAAGAUAAGUUUAGAUCGAAGUGUUGAAGAAACAUUUAAGUUUUUGUAUUGUUCCACUUCAGUAUGUUUCUAAGGUUUUUUAAUGUGCUUAUUGCUUUA